This is a messenger RNA of Hemibagrus wyckioides, 5748 nucleotides long. It is a transcript of the gene slc41a1, whose product is annotated as solute carrier family 41 member 1. Gene Ontology annotation, cellular component: plasma membrane. Bases 1214 to 2833 code for a protein of 539 amino acids. Gene Ontology annotation, molecular function: monoatomic cation transmembrane transporter activity. The transcript is spliced from 11 exons. Gene Ontology annotation, biological process: monoatomic cation transport. The record is from RefSeq and is a predicted model, not a curated record. Lineage: Eukaryota; Metazoa; Chordata; Actinopteri; Siluriformes; Bagridae.
UGAUGAUGAUGAUGAUGAUGAUGACGAUAGACAAGAAGAUGAUGAGUGCAUAUUAAAUCCAUUUCUUACAAGAAUUUUCUAUUCACUUCUAUUCAUGUAUUAUUUAUAAGUAUAAAUAUAUUAUUUAUGGGAUCGGGAUUUUUUAUAUGCCGGAUGUGAUGGCAUGGUGUGUUGAUAAAUAUGGGCUGGUUGAAAGGAUGAGAAUGUGAAGCAGAGGCAGAAGCUGCAAACCGGGAGGUUUUAAUUUACGCCGCUCGGUGUUGGAGUGUAUUUGAUCAGACUACUAAGUAGGGGAGUUUGUUUCGGUGUUGGAGGUAAUGAGGUAAUUGAGGAAACUGGCCUUCGUCCAUUGCCGUGGACACGCUGGAAGUGAGAGGUGGCUGCUUAUUUAAAGAUUAGAAUCAGAUUAUUAAAACAAAACAAAAGAGAGAGAGAGAAACAAAAUCAUUCAAUGUAUAAAAGUUGAGUCGAGGAGGAACUUUGCUGAAAAAUGUCCAGCUUAGUCUGAGAGGCUAUUAGCCUCUAAAACACAGGUCAGGGAAGCUAAGCUCGAGCAGCUGCUUGCCGGUCAGUCCAAGCAGAAAAAGUUUCACAAAUAAUAAACUAAUAUAAGGUGAUCACUGGACGACGAUCUGACCCUAUACACAUGUUCCUGAGCCUUGUAACACGAUCGCUCAGCUCCAGAGACCUUUAAAUAUAUUUCAGGGUCCACGUGGUGUAAAGUGAGCCAGUACAACUGUCCAGAGCUGCUCGGGACAGUCCUGCCAAGUAAGUGCCUUUUUUUUUGUCACACCGAAAGAGAAGAGAGAGACGUGGAUUGCUUCUCGGACGUUCAGAUCCUCCCCUGACUUAAAUACUGCUGUGAAGUUCUUCUGAGCGGAUUGUGAAAUGUACCCUCCUCUUAUCGGUUGGCCUUAAAAAAAAAAAAAAAAAAAACGGACAAGAAGAAGAAACGGCUGCGGUGAAUGGGGAACGUAAUUUGUAUGCUACCGAAGUUCAGGCAGGAUCUUAUGCAAAGCCUGGAGAAGGCUAAAGCACCUGCCUCUUUUACUCAACCUGUAGAGCGCGAAUUAUAAAACCCGAGGAGCCGAGGAUCCACGUCUUGGAUGGGAUAGGUCGACACUGUAGAUCAGGUGAAGCGCCGAUCGAAAACGUAAAAACUAAAAGCGUCCUUGGUUUCUUCUGAUACGACUCACGACUUCAAGGCUUCCGCAUGGUCCUCUGGUCGAAAGAGCAAGACAAACUGCCCGACAUGUCCGCGGGGACGGAAAUCAUAGAGGUGAAGAAGGACUUCAUCUCGUCGAACGGCUCGGUGCACCCGGUCAUCCUGGCCGCAGGGGCUGAGGAGAGGCAGCCGAGCGGCGGCGAGUACGAGCUCACUGAGGUGACCUCUUUGCCGGAGCGACCCGAGGCGGAAAACGAGCGGACGGAAAUGGUAGUGAUCGACUGUCGCGCCAACGCCAAGGGUCAGAGGGAGGAGGACGCUCUGCUGGAGAAUGGCAGCCAAAGCAACGAGAGCGACGACACGAGCACGGACCAAAGCCCAGUGCCACCAGUUCCUCUGAAGGAGACGUCUUUUUCCAUAGGACUGCAGGUCGUGUUCCCUUUCCUGCUGGCCGGGUUUGGGACGGUGGCGGCCGGGAUGGUCCUGGACAUCGUUCAACACUGGAAGGUGUUCUCCGAGGUGAACGAGGUCUUCAUCCUGGUGCCUGCUCUUCUGGGUCUGAAGGGGAACCUGGAAAUGACACUGGCCUCCAGACUGUCCACCGCAGCUAAUAUUGGACAGAUGGACACAGCCAAGGAGAUGUGGAAAAUGAUCAUGGGAAACCUCGCACUAAUUCAGGUUCAGGCCACAGUGGUCGGUUUCCUAGCCUCCAUCGCGGCGGUCAUUUUUGGCUGGAUCCCAGAGGGUCAAUUCAAGAUAGGUCAUGCUGUUCUGCUGUGUGCAAGCAGCGUAGCUACAGCCUUCAUCGCCUCCCUGCUGCUAGGUCUUAUCAUGAUCGGCGUGAUCAUCGGCUCCAGAAAGGUUGGCAUCAACCCAGACAACGUGGCCACGCCCAUCGCAGCCAGCCUCGGAGACCUGAUUACUCUGGCGCUACUGUCUGGUAUCAGUACUGGACUCUACCAGGAGCUGGAUUAUAACGAUUACGCCAAUCCGCUAGUCUGCGUCUUUUUCAUCGCCUUGACGCCCAUCUGGAUCCUGAUCGCCCGGCGAAUCCCCUCCACCCGAGAGGUGCUCUACUCAGGGUGGGAGCCUGUGAUUAUCGCCAUGGCGAUCAGCAGUGUCGGAGGCCUCAUCCUGGACAAAACCGUCUCCAAUCCCAACUACGCUGGAAUGGCGGUGUUUACUCCGGUCAUCAACGGUGUGGCAGGUAACCUGGUGGCGGUGCAGGCCAGUCGCAUCUCUACAUACCUGCACAUGAAUGGUCUCCCUAUCACCGAGGCAAAUCCGCCGCCUCAGAAAUGCCCCACCCCCUGCAGCACAUUCUUUGGCUCAGGUGUGAAUUCUCGUUCUGCCCGAGUGCUCUUCCUCCUGGUGGCUCCUGGUCACCUUGUUUUCCUGUACACCAUUAGCUUAAUGCGGGCCGGACACACCACCCUCACCUACAUCUUCAUCGCCGUCUACCUGACCGCUGCCUUACUCCAGGUGAUGAUCCUGCUGUAUCUGGCUGACUGGAUGGUGCAGUGGAUGUGGAAGCGAGGGAUGGAUCCCGAUAACUUUUCCAUUCCCUACCUAACGGCCCUGGGCGACUUGCUAGGCACGGGCUUCCUGGCUCUGUGCUUCCACAUCCUGUGGACGAUCGGCGAUAGAGACACGGACGUGGGUGACUGAAAGGCUGUGCUGACGACCCGCGGAAAACCUCACGAGCCUUUAUUUAUCAAAAAACAAACCAACAUCAACACAAAAAAAAAUCACCACAAUGAGAUCUGCGAUAUUAUGGCUACACUAGCCACUAUGAUUAUAAUAAUAACUCGUAAUACUAUUGCUGUAGUAGCGGUAUGUAAUGAUUAUUACAUUAUGGCUUAUCUUCUCAUGGGAGAAGAGGAAUCCUCAUUAUUUUUCAAUGGGGAUGUUCAGCCCCUUCUUUUAUUGCUCAGAGGUGUUGGCAGCAACGUGGCGGGGGUUAAAAAAAAGAGAAAAAAAAAGAAAGAUCGACUUAAACUUGAAGUUUUCACCAGAAUUAGGAUGUUCCGACACCAAGUGCUCUAUGUGUAAGUGAUAUAAAUGAAGCAAUUAGUGGAAGUUUCCAGACCACAGCAAAGUGACCUUGAGUAUGUGUUGAUUACCUCUUAAGUUCCUCAUUAAUCUUUGAAAAGUUGGAAAACUGGAACGUUUCUUCUUUCUUUUUUUCUCUCCGAGCGACAAGCAAGUGCUCUUAGCUCGCAGACGACGGAACGAAUCGGCCUUCAGGUCCCAAGGUUUUUUUGUUGUCGUUGUUGUAGUACUACUAAAGACCAAAAUGGUAAACUUCCCUCAUUGAAAUGUCUAAAAUUGUUCAAAGCCGCGAAAGCAAAAGACGUGGCUAGAAGUCUGAGUUACACACCAAGCUGCACAUGAAUCUAAUAUCAGAUGGAGAUCAGAUAUAUCACCUCCACCAGGGAGUGUUAUGGAAUAAGAUUAAACAAGCCUGCUGCUAAGAAAAGCUCCUGUGCUGUACGAUUAGAGGGAUGAAUGCACCCCUUACGGUUAGCCACUUCACUUUCAGACAGUCCGAGGGGAACCUGAGCAGGUCGCUGUGCUUUUUUAUUUUUCGGAUUCUUUGCGAGCAUGUAACAUUUUUCUAUUAAACUGUCUUCUUAAUAACCGUGCUACGGAGCUUAGAAGGGCUACUUUGUAAUGCAGAUCCGCUGCAUGAUGGGGCGGGGCAGGAUGGGGUGGGAUAUUUAAAAAAACAAAAACAAAUACUGGCUUUCUCAGAGAUGAGCCACAAGGAUUUGCACCAACAGUUGACUAAAAGUCACUGAUGAAUAGAAGACCUGAACGAAGACCACAAUGGUAUAAUAGUUGUAUUUUUUUUGGUGAAUCCGUCCCCUAUGAAAACUUGAACUUGCUAAUGGUUUGUCUUACACGAGCAGAUAAUCCUCGGUACUAGGCUUUAGAACAGGGAGAUCUUUAACUCCUUUUAAUCACUAGUUAAUACAUGUACACAGAGGUGCCAAUAUUUACGGUUUUAGUCAUAGGAUUUAGGAUUUUUGGACACACACAAAAUAAUAAGGUUUUCUGCUUUUUUCCAAUAAAAAAUUACUGAAGGGGAAAGGACACAGGAUGUGCUUGACCCUGUGUAGGAUCAACACUGCAGAAAAUGGAUGGAUGGAUGGAUGGAUGGAGGGUUAGAUGAUGGAUGGUUGGAUGGGAAAAAAGGAUGGAUGGAUGAUCUUGCCGUUCAGUCAUGUUAGCAGCUUAGGAGAACUUUUAAAGAAGACCUUUUAUCUAACGGGACCUUCACAAUUUGUCUCUGAUCUAGCAAUGUUGGCACCUCUGUGUAAACACACACACACACACACACAGAGUCACCUUUAACCCCCUAAGAGUUCAGUUCUAGUGUCUUCACUUGUCUGGUGUGUUUGAAGUGAAGGGUCUGUCUUUGCUUUAUGUUAUGCUUUAUGCUACAACGGGGCCAGCAGAAUGGAUUGUGCUGAGCACAGAACAUUUAAAAAACAAACAAACAAACAAACAAACGAAAGCACUGUGCGUAUAAUAGACACGGAUUCCCUUCAUACUGUAAACGUCGUCUCGCGACACCAGAAAGGUUCACUGUGCAAAGCGUACUGUAAUCCAGGGAGCACUCGCUUCAUUAGACUCCCGCCGUCUCGCGCAUCACGUACGCAAAGCGUGCUGCGACGACGCGUCCAGCCGUCCUGAAGUCGUCUCGCCGCGCGGCUCGCGCCACCGCCGUUCCCCUGACUGCCCUCUGGUUGUGUAUACUUCUUCAGGGUUUGGGAUUGCUCUGUUUAUUUAUUUCUAGAGAUGCAUACAAAGCAAAAAUGUGUAUAUAUAAUAUAUUUAUUCUAUAAAUAAGCUGUUUAUUUUUAAUUGUAUUCAAUGUUCUUUUUUUUUUUCCUUUGCAUUUUUUUUGGGCCAGAAGAGAUGUAAUUUACUGUAUUUUUUUUUUUUAACAUACAUAUCAGAUGUCGGUGCCUAAUACUUUCUGAAACCUCACACUCAAGCUGGUUCAGUAGCUCGCUGAACGUCGUAGGCCUUAACUGCAGCACGGCUCAACAACAACUAGCUUUUGAUAUGUUUUUGUUUUGUUUUUUUGUCCCUUUUUGUUCGUCUGUAUUUUUUUUUUUUUUUUUUUUUGUACACCGCAAAUGAUUUUUAAUGCAUAAAAUAGGAAAUGUUUUGAUUUUUGAUUGAGCUGUUUUGCCGGCAGCAGAAGAUCAGUGUACGAUCGUAGGUAGAAGAGCAGAAACCACGAAUAAUCAUAAAAUAAAUAAAUAAAUAAAUCAAGCCAAGGUCAAAUCUUUAGCUGAGCUCAGAUAUCGAUUCAGUGUAUGUUAAGCUUCUUCGAAGAGGAGCCAAACUGUGUAACAGCUAUUUAGAGGUGCAGGAGAGAGCGAGAGAGAGAGCGAGAGAGAGAGAGAGAGAGAGAGAGAGAGAUGUGUUUUGUCUAUAAGAGUUUUGUAGACACGUGUAAUCCACUCUUUCUUCCUGCUUCCUUCUACCCUGCACUCUGCUGCUCCAGAGGGGACUCAACAGCGGUACUUGUAAAUUGCUGGAAAUAAAGGAAUAUAUUAUUCCGUCUA